CAUGGCUCCGCCCCGUGCGUUGAAUGGCUAGAAUCGUCGGGCAGAGCAACGUGCGAUUGGUUUAGCGACGCCGUCCAUCACGGAGAUGGGGCGGAACGCUUGCUUCUGACGCAUCAUGGCGGCUGUGGGAAAAGCGGCGAGAGGGCGGCCGCGUCGCUAGCGAAAAGCGCCCAGAAAAUUUGCCCGUCGCCGCUAGGAAAAAUGCCCAUGCAGUCAGCCGAUGGCAGAGUAGUGUUUGUGAGCCGCUAUUUGAGAGGGAUAUCGGCGCGGAGCUGGGAUCGGGGUUUGUGAGGAAGGAUGAGCUUCGGUGGGCCGACGCCAAUCACCAUUUGUUGCCGGAAAAUCAGGAAGAAAAGCGGCGACGGCGGACAGCGCCGUGAGUAAGAGGCGGGCGGCAGUUUGUUGUUAGCAGCCCCUCGGGUCGAUGGGGGGCCGGCCAGUCCGUUUAAAUGCUGCGAGUCGGCAGUCCUUGACGACGGUGGAGCUGCGGCCGAGCAUGGCGGUGUACGCCGGCAUCUUGCUGCUGCUAGCACUGCGCAGUGUCCAAGGUGUUCCACUUCCGCAAACAGGUGCAGGGGAAACAACUGUUGAAGUCUCCGUGUCACUGCUCGUACUUUCUGGGUGCUGCUUAGUUGUCCUCGUUGUCCUGCUUGUGAAUUGUGCAUCAUGCUGCAAAGACCGCGAAAUAAAUUUCAAGGAAUUUGAAGAUGAUAAUCUUGAUGAAGAAAAUGAUUUUGUACCUCCAGCAGAAGACACUCCGUCACCUCCAACACUUUCUGAAGUAUAUACGCUUUCUGUUCCGAAUGUUAUGUUUUCUACUCCAACGCAACUUCACUUAUCAAAAACACAAGGAGUCUCCUCAGCACCCUUUGCACGUCAUCAUCUUAGCUACAUUCAGGAAAUUGGAAAUGGAUGGUUUGGUAAGGUUCUUCUUGGGGAAUUCUACCAGGAUUCCAGUUUAAUCAGAGUGAUUAUUAAAGAACUGAAGCCCAGUGCAAGCUCAACGGAGCAUCAUCGAUUCCUUCAAAAUGGAGAAGCUUACAGAGUUCUGCACCAUCCAAAUGUGCUUCAUUGCUUGGGACAAUGUGUGGAAGCUGUUCCUUACCUGUUGGUAUUUGAAUUCUGUCAGCUGGGUGACAUAAAGGGCUACCUGCAUAGUCAGCAAAAUGAGCAAAGUCCCCGUGGUUCAGAGUUGCUGCAGCUGCAAAGGAUGGCCUGUGAGAUUGCUGCUGGUCUUGCUCAUCUGCACAAGCACGGCUUUGUGCACAGUGAUUUAGCACUACGGAACUGUUUUCUCACAACGGAUUUGACGGUGAAAAUCGGCGAUUAUGGCAUUGGAUUCAGCCGGUAUAGGGAGGAUUACAUUGUGAGCAACGACGGUCAGUAUAUUCCUUUGCGCUGGAUUUCACCUGAGCUCAUAGGUGACGUUUAUGGAAGCAUGGUGGUAGCAGAACAGACAAAACACAGCAAUAUUUGGUCUUUAGGUGUUGCAUUAUGGGAGUUAUUUGAGAACGCCAGCCAGCCGUACAUGCACCUUUCUGACAAAGAGGUGCUAAUCUUUGUUAUAAAGGAACAGCAAAUUAAACUCCCUAAACCUCAGCUGGAGUUGACUCACUCUGACAGAUGGUAUGAAGUUUUGCAGUUCUGUUGGUUAGCUCCAGAAAAGAGACCAACAGCUGAGGAGAUUCAUCGUCUGCUAACUUACCUCCGCAUGCAGAGUCAGAAGGAAUGCGAGGACGACUUUGAAAUGAGAUGGAAUGCACUGAAGUCCAGCAACAACAAUCGGCAGGCGAUGGUGAACAAUUCGUCGUUUCCAAUCCUGGAGCACUUUGUUGCUGAGCAACUGAACCAGGAGAUGGAUGAUAUCCUCACGGUCACUGAAACUAGUAAAGGACUGAAUUUUGAGUAUGUGUGGGAGACAGCUAAACUUGACCAUUUUGAAGACCAUGUUCAAGGAAAUGAUGGUGCAAAGGUGAACUAUCAGAGCAUUUUCUACCCCACAGAUACUUCUGAGAAAGGUGAUUUCUCUAUUGUCCACACUCAAUCAGAUAAUAAAUUCACUAGGAAGGAGGAUAAAGGAAGUCCGCUUGUAUCAGGGAUCGUUCCUGUAUUUGAUACUCACUAUCCCUCCAUUGGAAGUGAAUACUAUAUACAGCUGGAGGAACAAAGUGAAACUAACUUAGAUGUUGAUGAAAAUUCAGGCUUUCCCAAUGAGGGGACCUUCCAGACCAAGGAUUCCCAGUCCUUUGUUAUCCUCGGAGACUCUGGAGAUGAUUUGAGUACGGAUGUGGAUUUCUUUCCACAUUGCAAUGAAGACUUGCAAAAGUCUGAACUAACAGAGGCAUUGAUUACUUCCAGCACUCCUAGUUAUGCUGAAAGCCCUAGCCACAAUGAUAUCUUCUAUGAUCACAAGUUGGAGGAGAUGCCUUACAACAAAGGAAUCUUGAACACUGAUGAAAUCAUAAUGCUAGAUCUACCCGAACUCAGUGAGAUUACAAGGAAAAAUGCACUUGGUCUAGUUUCAAAUAAAGAAACUCCCAUGGAGUCGUUAAUCCAUCAACCUGUGUCACUUGAUUUAAACACCUCUAGUCCCAUUUUGGAAGAAAAAAUAGACUUUGUUUUCACAGAAAGCAUCAAUAGUGAUGGCCGUUCGGGAUUGACCCGAUCUGAGGGGUUGCCCUCGAAUUUUUUUCUUAAAGAAAAUAAACUUUUACACGACUCUUCACCCAAAGGUGAUGCCGGCAGUGAUACAGGAAACUUGGUGACUUUAUCAGAUUUUAGUGUUGCCUCUGUUAAUUCGCACAUACCUGCGGACAGAACAAUAGACACAGGGUUAGCUGAUCAAAGUAAGCAAAUAACUAGUUCUCAACUGCAUGGAAUUGCAUGCAGCUUUACUGACCAAGUUUAUUCACAGAGUAGUUCACUUCAAAUUCCAAAUGAUAAUAAAUGGGCAUCGGACAUUUUUUUGGAUGAGAAUAAGGUGAUGUGUAAAGAUCAGCAAGUUAAGACAGAGUCAGAUGAAGGUUGUGUAAUGCAUGGUAGUUCAGGGUUAGGAUAUGACACUACUGAUGGCUGCAUUUCCAAACGCAGUUUCAAUUUGCCUGAUGCGCACUGCCAAGAGACUGCUCAAUGCAGUGAAAGUGCCGCUGCUAGCAUGUGCAAUAAUGCCAAAACGUACCACCUUACUGAAGGUGGAACUGUGGAAGAAAACACAGCUGUUGUUUCAGUAACAGAAUUGGCAAAGCAAACUGAAGCUGUAGACCAAGCACACAAUGCACUCAAAAUAGAUAAAGACAUCUUGGGUCAUUAUGGCCAGGACACCAAAUUAUCAACUGGACACUUGGCUGAACUCUUCUCAAAAACAUUAUCAACUUCUCCCCUCUCUGGAACCCCAAAUGAUUCUGAAUCGUUGGCUGCUGAAAAAUAUGCUUGUUCAGAGAUAUCUAAAACACAGGACACUGUUUCCUUGUCUGAAGCUCCCAGCCCGUCCAAAAGUAUUGAAUUCUUAGCUCCCCUCCAUUCUGGAUGCACUUCAGUAGAUGCUUUGAAAGCACUGGAGACUACUGAUAUAGAUGAACCCCCCUCCCAUAGCUUUAAAGAUACAAAUUCAAUAGUCUCUGUGCCUUGUCCAGACUUACCAAGUCAAGUUAGCCCUGUGGAAGAGGGCGCAUCGUUCUUGCAUCCCAGUUCAGAGCAAUCAACAGGUACACCAGAUUCUUUGGACUCGCUGGAGAUGCAUGGGGUAUUAGGGACUUUAGAAACACAAAAUGCAGUUUCUGAGAAAUUAAAGCCACCCCAGAAGCAACCAGAUAGUGGCUAUGAGACUGAAAAUCUGGAAUCACCUGAAUGGUCUUCACAAUUGCCCAGCGCAAGUACAGCUCCCACCUCAACUGCUUCCAGUAAUGAAUUACCUAAUACUUUCCCCUCGAACCCACUCAUUAUUGUGUCUAAGGAGGAAGCUCUUCCUUCUGUGGAGGUCAUCGAUGUAGAUGCUACCAAGGAAGCCUCAAAUAUGUUAGCCAAUGGAAACCAGAACUCCCACAGAGACUCUGCUUAUUUCUCCGACAAUGAUUCCGAACCAGAUAAAAGAGCAGAUUGUGAUGUUGCUGCAAGUACAAAUGAAGAAAAUGAUCUUAAGAAUGUGGCUGAAUUUGAAAUUGUUACUGUUCUCAAUGAUGAAAUUAUAGCAACAUUGGAUUUUGCAGAUUUAUCAGAGGAAAUUGCAGAUGAUAAGAGUAAGUUGUAUUGUUCCGACCAGGAGGAGUUUCCAAAGAACAUUCAAACCGGAAGCCAAGGUAACUUUAGUAAGAUGAACAGUGAUGAAGGAUCUGGUGAGAGUUUGGAUGCUUCAAGUAUAAUUGAUCCCGAAGGAUCAGUUUCAGAGGCUUUGUACAGCACUCCAGUUAGCACUACUCAGUUUUCUGAAGCUAUGAAGGAAGACUUUGAAAUAAUUAUUGAGAAGGACAUUAAAAAACCAUUGUCAAAAGGUAAUGAAGGAAUUAGACUGAAGGAGCCUGAUAUUGAAGGACGGUACCUUGGCAGAUUAGAUGCCUCUGAGCUCUUUAACCUCUCUGAGGAACAAGAUGGAAUGGAGGCUGACGAAGAAGAUGAAAACAGUGAUGAUUCGGAGGAUGAGUUCAAAGGCUAUUGCAUUAAUACUCCCAGUUCAGAGAGUGAGGACGACACAGUGCAUCCAGUGCCAGUAGUUGUAUCUGAGAAUGAUGAUGGAAAAGCUCUGAAAAGUUUAUUGAAGGACCAUGGUCCCAGGUCCUCUGAUUACCCUACAACAGACCCGGGGAGGAAACGAGUGAAAAAGAUAGUGUCAUUUUUUGAUGACGUCACAGUCUUCUUGUUUGAUCAGGAGACCCCUACCAAAGAGCUGGGAGAGCACUCAGCAGCAGAAAACAGUUUGGUGUCUAACAGAGGUAGCCCUAUCACAAUAACUGGAUCCCAUUACUCAAACAGGAUCUCAAACUCCGAAAGCUCCACUGAUGAAGAAGGAGGUGGUUUUGAAUGGGAAGAUGAUUUCUCCGUAUCCUCUUCAGAGUCCUCAUUUAUCUCUCAAACAGCAAAUCGACUUGCCUCCUUAAAACAGUCUUCUUCCCCAGCUUCCAGAUACUUUUCACCUCCACCGUCCUCCCGGACUUUGGAGCAGAAUUGGAUAGAUACAUCAUCGUACUCUCGAUUUUCUAUCUCUCCAUCCAGCAUUGCCAGCUUCUCUCUGACUCACCUUACAGACUCCGAUAUUGAACAAGGAGGAAGCAGUGAAGAUGGAGAGAAAGAUUGAAAGACAACUGGAAAGUGAUUUGUGUUUUCUUUUAUUUCAUAAUCAGACUAUCUGACAGGACAAGCCAGUUCAGAUUUAAAAUAAGAUGGAUGAACCAAUUCUUUUUCCACAAAAUUGAAAUGAGUCUGUGCACAACAAAGUAUAAAAUAUUUAAAUAUUGUCCAUGUUAUACUAAAAAUGAGUUCUGACUGGACAGUAGUUUCAGAACAAUGGAAGGCUGGAUAACUAGCUUCAAUAAGCCCAUGGACACAACUUUUGGCAAUCUUCUUUUGAAUUCCUUGCCGCUCCAUGGCUAAGUUCACUUUGCAGACAUAGGAUUGUUCAUAGUUCACUAUUUUUCUGUUCCCUUAAAGAAGGGAGAAAUUAAUUAAUUUUUAUCUGCAGUUCUCUGUAUUGUGUUAUAUUUAACCUAUAAAUGAGUUUUCCAGAGAAAGGGUACAGUUGGUGAUAAGUUUCAUGUUAUGAUGAUGUUUUAUUUGAGAAUCUGCAUUAUGUGUAAAAGGUAACUGGUGAUCUUAUGGCCCUCUGGUUUUAUAAUUGAGCUAUCUGGCACCUGCUAAAGUAAAUUCCCUGUUCAUUAUGGCAGUUUCCAACAGGAAUAUAAUUAACAAUUCAGCAAUGUGAAUCUAUUUCAAAAAGCCUCUUGAUAACAAUACCUCUUUUUAAAGACUAGGCCGCAGGAUAUAUGCAAAGCAAUGAUUUGCAAAGUGUUUAAGCCAAUCAUUCCAUAAAACCAGUGUCACAGCUGUGACAAGUAUUUACCACCUGUUCUGUGAACCUUUUAAAGCUAUUGCAGUUCUGAGGGUAUAACUUCUGUGGCAGUUGUGUGGCAUAUAUUCCACAAGUUUGCUUCCAAAUGUCAAAGCUAGCCUGAGUUAUGUUUGCAAGCCUUUUUUAAAAGUUGCUUAUAUGCAUAUUGUAGCCCAGAAUACACAAGUGGUUGCCUCAUUUGCAUCUGGCCCUAAGCAAUGGUACUGCUCUGUGUAUCCAAGACCUUAUCCUCAGAACACUAACUUUUUUUGGCUUUGGUGUUUAAAAAUUAAAAGCUACUGAGACUGAAUGGUAAUGUAUAAGUAACUUCUAGUGACUUAGUGUUCUAAACAUGUUCAGAAAUCAAGUUUGAUUCACCAAUCCAGCAUGAAGUUGGUUGAAUGACUUUAUAACAACAAACUUUGCAGAAAAGAUUUGAUUCAAUUGUAGCAUCAGGUACCUAUUCAAAAAAGUGAACACCAGUUACAAUUCAACAAACUACAAUCUUAGGUUAUAAAACACAUUUCGUUCUCAUUUUAUUUCUGCUGCUUGUUUUAUUUGUAUACUGAAAAUGAAGAUGUGCUUAUUAAUGCACUGGAAUUAGCAAAAUAUUCUGGUACCUUAUUCACAUUGACCUGAAUAACGAGCAUUGGAAGUGACUCAGUGUCCAUGUGCUGCUGGGAGAUGUAAUUGGCAAUUCUGAGCCCUUGCUUUGAUAGUCCUGGUCCAAAAUUGUGUGUGGCGCUGCUGGCUGGACCAAGAAAGCCUGGAGAUGCCACAACAAGAUCCACAACUCUGUCAGUCUCUGCACAACUGUUUUAAUUUUAUUUCUCCAUCUGUCCAUCAUCUCCUGGUCUUGGAAUGUAGACAUGGGGGAAUACCACCUCAAAGGAAAGUGAUCUUUUUAUGAACUGGAACUGGAGAGAAGCCUUCAGUUCCUGGAUGCUUGCCCUUUAUCCAAGUACUGAAAGCUUCCCCCCACCUUUUCCUCUGAAGUUGUGCAAAAUGGUUUAAGUAUUUAUUCUGCACUUGAUAUUAUUGCAGGGGUGUUGGAUUUUCAAUUAAGCCUACUCCUGGGAGAGUGGCCUGAGGAGCUGGUCCUAAAUUCUCCCUUCCCGACUUGUGUCUUUGUGACUUAGUAUAUUUCCUCAACUGAUCCUCAAUCUCCCUUCCUGGUCUUGUGGCUUAUUAGUAACUGAAUUUCCUUAACUAAUUCCUUUACUACUGAAAGCAGUGCAUGCCCUGAACAUGGGAACUGCACCAGAUCUGGGCUUCUCAGCUGGGAAAGGAGCUAGUAAUAAUUGAGAUAUAUUCACAUACUGUCCUAGACUUUAACUCCUCUGUUACAGCAGUUCUUUUGGGUAAUACUGGGUAUUGAUAGUACUCAGCCAUUGACCUUUUGGGAGGUGUUUUAACCCGUGUACUGAGGAAUUCUGGUUAUCCGGCUGGUAGGACUGGUCUGUUCUGGAUUAGCUGAUGGGUGCAUCAAUUGUAUGAAAGCUAGAUCAAGCUGCUGGAGGAACUUUCCAGGUCAGGCAGCAGCUGUGGAGGCAGAGGGAAAGUUGACAUUUUUAAACCCUACAUCACUGGGUGCAGAAUGCCAGCUGUCCAUUCACUUCUACAGAUGCUGCCCGACAUGCCGAGUUCCUCUGGCAGCUUAUGUUUCUUGCUUUAGAUCCCAGUGUCUGUAGUCUGUUCUCAGGUUUAUUUGCAUCGCCAGUUGCCUUGGACUAAAGAGCUAUCUCAACAAGUGAUAAACUCAACUAGUUUUAAACUUAGUUUAAAAUUUAAAAUUGAGAAGUUGAUGUAUUUGCUUGGGAGAUUCAUAUUUGAGUAUGUGGUUCCCUUCCACUGCCAAAACGAAUUCUGACAAAGAUUUGACUGGAAAGAUCUCACUGGAAAGUGAGAGGGGAAAAUGAUAUUGAGAGACUCUGGUCUCUUUUGUUGUUAUUUAUGGUAGGAGAUUUAGUAAAAGACUUUUUGUGGAUAAUUAUGACAGCUACAGAGCUGUACAGAGAUUCAUUAGAAGGCAGUAAAAAUCUUUUCCAGGGACUCUGCUAAUUGACAUCCUUUCAAGGAUUUUGGGGGUUUUAAGGAAAAGUCAAUGAUUCUGCUCACUUACAAAAGCAUCAUAAUUGAUAAUGUGCCAAUGAUUGUAAUGUAGAAUUGGUUUUCUGGGAGACAGCUUGGCAUAAAUUGAAUUUGCCCACAGAUUUCUGCAAGAUCCCACUUCAAGAUGAUUAGAUCCUUUUAUUUAGUGAUGGUGGAACAUCAGUGCAACUUGUUAUGUCUUUGUAGGUAUUUAGCUGUAAAGACUGCUUUCUUUAAACGGAGUGAAAAUUAUACAACCAGGGAAUCAUUGUGCCUCGACCGUCAAUUCUCUGCAGCACAAUGAACCUGAAAUCAAAUUAAAUGCAAGUUUGUCACCCACAAGUUAUCUCAUCACAUUUGGCCAUCCAGGAUUCAAGAAUUAAUUAGUGCCUAUAAACAAAAAUUAGCCGUGAAGAAAGCCAGACAGAAGCAGCAAAAAUAAAGGUAACGUAGAGGCAAGUAGGAAUUGAAGGUUGGUCUUUCAGUUACUGAUAAAGUUUGUAGCAAUUCUGCCAAACUCACUACAGUACUUUUGUUUAAUACAAUGGAUUGAAUUUUUUCAUUCAUUAGGGUGAUAGAAAAAGUUAAUGCUUUGUUGAAAUUUCCAAGCUCUAUAGAAUAACAACCAGAAAUGAGUCCUCAGUUGUCUUUAGUUCUGUUUUAAAGUAUGUGGAUAAUAAGGUAAUGUUUUGCAUAUAUUAAUGGUUAAACAAACCUUUGAAAGAAACCUUGAAAAUUGUGCAAAGGAAAACUGUCCUACAGCUGCCAGUUUUGGAACAGUUGCUGAAGUGUGGUUUUGAGUGAGUGGAAUGCACUCACUGUUCGUCCAGCUCCCUUGCACACAUUUGGAUGGCUCCUCUGUCUAAAUAUUCACACUAGGAUUUAAAAACGCCCAGUAGUGAGAUGCUGAUAGUGACUGGAAUGAAUUAGUGUCCAAAAUGUACAAACCAUAUGUAAUAAUUAAACUGUCAUAUUAACACGUUCUGAAGAGCAGCAGUUCAGAGUCACUUGCCCACUGCAAAUUGCCCUGAUCUCAUGUGUUUAUAUUUGCAAUCAUUGAAUUAUUACUGAUCACUCAAAUGUUGCUGCUUGCGCGGGAGACGAGCAACAAAAUUUUGGCUGUUGCUUCUGUACUUGCAUGUGGUUCCAGAACAACAGGAUCUAGCCUUGUGGUGACCUUGUUAAAAUGCCAGCAGUUGGUCAAACAGCUCAGAUGCUUUGUGCUCAGACUGGAAGUACACCCUGAUAAGUCAAUCUGAAAUAGAAAAUGGCAUCUUAAUACUGAGAAUGUGAGCAGCCUCUCCCCAAUACUUGUAACUCUUCUGUUAUGAAGGAAUAUUCCACUACACUUGAGACUCUAGUCAAACUCUACCUUCGAACCUAUUAACUUUACUUUUAUUGGUAGUUGUGCAAUAUUUUAGUCUUGAAUAUGUUCCUUUUUUUGUUAGUUAAUGGUUCAGGACAGUUGUGAUCUGCUAUUUAUGAUAGUUCAAAAUUACCCUGAACUGUUAUUAUUAAUAGGCAAAGAUUUUUGUUUAUAGUGUACUUGUCACAAGAUAUAUUUUGCAAUAAUUUGGUAAUAUUUUUAAACAUAAGCUGUCUACAACAAUGGUAAUUUAGGAAAAGGUGAUGCCACUUUGAACAAGUAAUGCUAAAUCAAAUGUGUCCAAUUAAAUUCAAUUGAUCGGUCAGGUGAGGGGAAUCCAACAAUUUCAUAGCAAUCUUGACUGUUGCCUUAGAGAAAUGGGCUGGAUGAUAUAUUUUAUUUCUGUAUGCUGUGUGAAAUAAUGCAGUCUUUCGGGUGGCUGCCUGUAGCUAUCGCCAUAUGUUUCCAGCACUGCUUAAUCGUCUAAAUGGUCGGUUACUUGGCAAAUGUUUAUGUAAAUGAAAAAGCAAUUUGCAAGAAAGAACAAUGCAAUACUUUUAACGUUGCCUUCCCACUCGAUGGUACUGUGAUCUCGAGCAAACCAGAUAGCCAAACACUGGCAGGCAGAGGUGCUGACAGCAAGCUCUUGUGGUUUUUUUUUAGGAGUCCACUAGCUACAUUCUACCCUGCAUACCAGGAAAUUUAACUUUCCUGUUCUCUGGUUGGGCUGUUGGGCAAUUUUGUUCAUAACAUAAAUCUACAUUUGGAUCCCAACUCCAGCAGUACCGAAUGUUUUCAGAGAUCACUACUGAAAAUAACCUGUGUAAGCUGUUGCUACCAUAUUAAAGCAAAGUGCAAACGCAGGGCUGAUUGUACAGAAGGUAUUGCCAAGUUACUGCACAUGUCUGAGACUUCUUGAUUAACUGGUCUGACUGAUCCUGUAAAUGUGAACCAUAGGAAUGUGCCUCAAUGAUCAAAAAGUGCAUGUUCCUUUAAAGAUAUUUUUCCCUAGGGUUCAUUCUUGAAGAUGACUUGUAAAUAUUAAAAACUUCUUCUCUUCACCUUCAAACCCACCUGAAAUCUAAAGUUGUGUAUAGUAUUUUGUUCACAGUAGGCUGUUCUACAUUAUUUUGAAGCGAAUUAAAUCUUUCAUGGAGAUACCAGAUAAUCUUGUGCAAUGUAUUGCUUUAUCUUGCACAUUUGAAGUGUAACUUAAUGUUUGAUGGUACUGGAUGUAUAUAAGUGUUUAAUUUGUCUGUAAAUGGGAGAUGGUGUAACAAAGUCAUAGGCACAAGGUUUUCUUUUGUAAUUUAAUAAAAAAUAUAUGAAAUUACUGAUUACAUAUCACAGUUAAUAAAGAAGAAAAUCAGGUCACUUCAUGAAAUGUACAUUUUGAUAUGUAAUAUUUUUACUUUGAUUCCAUGCAUAGUGUAAUUCAAUAAAUUGUUUGUAAUUUAAAUGCACUAUGGAUAUUUAAUAUUCAGAAUAAAGUCAAAUGAAUUAAUUUAUA
Molecule: messenger RNA, 11004 nt
Organism: Hypanus sabinus (Atlantic stingray)
Lineage: Eukaryota; Metazoa; Chordata; Chondrichthyes; Myliobatiformes; Dasyatidae
Gene: lmtk2
Product: lemur tyrosine kinase 2
Exons: 14
Coding region: 425-5287 (1620 amino acids)
Biological process (GO): protein phosphorylation
Molecular function (GO): protein kinase activity; ATP binding
Source: RefSeq, a predicted model, not a curated record